UCUGCGGUCGUACUCGGAUGCGCUCCAGACGCAGCUCCGCGCACCCACUGCGCUCUGCAACAGGAUCAUACCCAGCGGGAGGAGCAGGCUGUCGGAACCUCUGAACUGGCCAAGGGGAAGAGAGGGAAGGAAACAUCUCCUUUCUCGUUCACUGUAAAGGGAAAUAGAACUGAUUUAUCUGAAACCAUCUCUGUGUAAACUUGGUGUGUUUGAGUUUGUUCAGCUACACUGUAAAAUUCACUGCACUGGAUAUAAAAAUGACAAAAAAAUGGAUCACAUUUUUGCUGCUGUUCUUGUCAGUUACUAUGUUUUUUGCCACUGCUAUACCAUCUGAAGGGCACCAGAAUAUGACAGAGGACUUCUCUCAGCUGAGUGUUACACGGAAUAAGAUUAUGACAGCACAAUAUGAAUGCUACCAGAAAAUUAUGCAAGAUCCUAUUCACAGGAAAGAAGGUCCUUACUGUAACAGGACAUGGGAUGGCUGGUUGUGCUGGAGCGAUGUUGCUGCUGGAACUGUGUCAGUACAGCGUUGUCCUGACUACUUUCAGGAUUUCAACCCAUCAGAAAAGGUUACGAAGAUCUGUGAUCCAAGUGGGAAUUGGUUUAGACACCCAGAAAGCAACAGGACGUGGACAAACUAUACCCAGUGUAAUAUCUAUACACAUGAAAAAGUGAAGACUGCUCUGAACUUGUAUUACUUGGCCAUCAUCGGACAUGGUCUUUCAAUUACAUCACUUCUGAUUUCUCUUGGCAUAUUCUUUUAUUUUAAGAGCUUGAGUUGCCAAAGGAUUACCCUGCACAAAAACCUAUUUUUCUCUUUUGUUUGCAACUCGGUCGUAACAAUAAUUUCACUGACUGCAGUUGCCAACAAUCAGGAGUUGGUUGCAACUAAUCCACUUAGCUGCAAAGUGUCACAGUUCAUCUACCUGUACCUAAUGGGUUGCAACUACUUUUGGAUGCUGUGUGAAGGCAUUUACCUGCACACUCUCAUUGUGGUGGCUGUUUUUGCUGAGAAACAACACUUGAUGUGGUAUUACCUUCUUGGCUGGGGUUUUCCACUGAUUCCUGCCUGCAUACAUGCCGUUGCUAGAAGCUUGUAUUAUAAUGACAAUUGCUGGAUCAGCUCUGAUACUCAUCUGCUGUACAUCAUCCAUGGCCCUAUUUGUGCUGCUCUGCUGGUGAAUCUUUUCUUCCUGCUAAAUAUAGUUCGUGUUCUUAUAACAAAGCUAAAAGACACCCACAAGGCAGAAUCCAACCUGUACAUGAAAGCAGUGAGAGCUACCCUGAUCCUUGUCCCUCUGCUUGGUAUUGAGUUUGUCCUGUUUCCAUGGCGACCAGAAGGCCGGAUUGCCGAGGAAGUGUAUGACUACGUGAUGCACAUCCUUAUGCAUUAUCAGGGUCUACUGGUGGCUACAAUCUUCUGCUUCUUUAAUGGAGAGGUCCAAGCUGUUUUGAGAAGACACUGGAAUCAGUACAAAAUCCAGUUUGAGCACAGUUUUAGCCACUCGGAUGCCAUGCGCACAGCUUCCUAUACCGUAUCGUCCAUCAGCGAUGUUCAAGGCUACAGCUAUAAUCACGACUGCACUAGUGAACAUUUAAAUGGGAAGGGCUACCAUGACAUGGAGAGUGUUGUUUUAAAAACUGAAAAAAUGUAUGGUUGACUGCCAAAGGCUUGGCCUAUGCCACUGUGCUUACCUUCCUGAACUCCCAAAUUUGAUUUAAUGACUUCAUGGCCAGAAGAUUUUACCUAACCUGGGAUAUGUUAUUCCCCUGAAUGAUGCAAACUAAACUAACACGUUCUUCAUAUGAAUGUAUAUGUAUGCAUAUAUACAUAUCUUUGUUUUUAUGUGUAUCUUUAUAUUAUAGACAUCUGUACAUGUAUAUAUCUAUAUAUCUAUGUGCAUUUAUAUGAGGAUACAAACUUUGCCUCUUCAGUUUCUACUGUGUAGACAAAGUUGGCAAUUUUUUGUACAAAGGGAAUCAAUGAAGGAUUUUAUUUUUUUUCUUGGAAGUUUGUACAAGACUGUGUUGUGUUGAUGCCACUUCACUUGUCUAUAGAAUCUUGGAGUGUAAAUACCAUACUGUAUUGUCUUAAUUCAACCUAAAACACAACAAAAGAAAAUGGUUAAAGUAGGUGCAGUGACGACAAUAGAUUGUCUAGGUUCAUUUUGUGUCCAGCAUUUGACUGUCAAAAAGCCCAAGAGGUAGUCUGAGAUAACAGAUUCAGACAUUGACCAUUUGGUUUGGUCAAUAAUACUGAAGGUUUGAUUUGGUCAAUUACUUUUUUCCACCAUUUUAAAUCAAGCAUAGAUACACCAGUGUAAAUUUGAGAUUUUACUUACCUCUGUAAUAUUACUAAUGUAGUAUUUCACAGCAUGCUUUGAGCGGUUUUAUUUAAACUACUUUUGCAUAUACAGGAGUGUCUCCUUCUCAAGUUUAUGGAAAUUUCUGAUUGACUUUAAGACAGACAAGGUCAAGGAGGCAUUACUGCCAGAAAGGAGCGUGGUAACCUGAGUAAGUGCAAAUCCUUACAGGCACUAACGCAUAACUGAAGCUGAUGGAACUUUACUGUGUGUGUAAGGAAUUUACUCAACUGGGAAACACUCAUGUAUAUAAUUUGUUCUAGUCAUGUUGUUGUUUUAUUUGUGUUUCCCUGGCCAUAUGCUUGAUAACAUAUUCCUUCAUUGCUGGGGCAAAGUUCUGAUCAAUUUUGUGGCAGCUUUUUGUCGGGGAAAAAAGCCUGUAAGACUGAAUGCAGUGCAAAUGUCAUAUGACCUUUAAAGCCAGUGCAUGAGAUUCAGGCUAAUCAUGCAACCUAAUGACAGUAACAAUCAUUAUUUGGAAAACCCAAUAUAAAGUUUGUCUUACAAGGGUUCAAAACAGUAUGGAUGAUAAUAUUAUUUGGAAUGCUUGAUUCCGAAUCUCUCUUAGUAGCUUUGAACAAUACUUAACAAGUUUUUUGUUGGUUCUGGUGGGGAAUAAAGAUCGCACUGAAAAUGAGGUCAGGAAGGACUUGAGAAAAUCCAUCUUUAUAGUGAUCUAUGUUUUUGUAAAUCUUUGUUUUAAGGAAAUUGUAGUUUUCUUAAGUGAAAUGACGAAAAUGCCCAAGAAUGAGGGCAUGAUGUGAGGUUAUAAAAGUCUUACUGAAAAUCAAUAAGGUAGAAAAAGGUUUUAUUAGUUUAUUUUGCAGAUAAAUCUACUUCAAGUGGGGAAAAAACAAACGAAGUAGAAGAAAAGUAGUGCUGGAGUUGACAGACAAUUAUGAUAAUUAAUGUAUAUCUAUCUGGUGCAUGUAAGCCAGUCAAAAGAAUGAAAGACAGUUCUUUCUGACACCACUUCAGUUUUAAAUACCUACUUGUGUAUACGAACAACUUGACUUUCACAUUUAAUCAUUUUUGUCAGUAGCCUUUCUGUAAGCUUCAUUAGCAUCUAGUUAUUUUGCUGUCACAGUGUUCACUAGUUUGUAAAUUCAUAUAGCUUCAAAUGCUUUGUAUUGAGAAGGAAAACAUUAGGAGGAAGCAGUAAGUUCAUGCCACUUGUGCCUUUCCAUAGUUUUUUGCAGUUCUUAUGUCUGGUGUUUGAAUCUUAAAAUUUUAUUAAUGAUUUAGUUUCAUAAUACAGAAUCUCAGCUAGGAUGCAUGGAUCAAGAUUUCUGCUCUUCUCCAGGGCUGUUGAUUGAUGAGAAUUAUUUGAAAAUCGGUAGGAUUCUGUACUUCAGAAUAGUGUGAAGUAUGGCAGUCAGAUGUCACAAUCUCUUAAAUUGUAAGAAUACAGUAACAGGAUCUGCUACAAUGUGAUAAGAAGUUAGUUACAACUGGUGCUUGCUGAUCUGUGUAGUGUUGCUUAAGAUCUGUGCAGUGUUCUGGAAAUACUAGUGGUGUUGCAAAUCCCUGCUCUGGUAGAGCAGCUUUAUACUGGAGGACUAGAUCAUCAACUGGUAUAGAUCUGUCUUGAGUUCUAUUUUCAAAAUCAGUGGGUACCAGCUGAGGAUCAAAGCCCAGGCAGACAUCUGUCCAUUUAAAAGUGCUUUGAAGUAUUUUAUGUCAUCUGGCAAUUAUUUCAUAGUACCUUGUGGAUUGUUGUAGUGUAUGCAACACUUUAUAGAGCGUAAUACAAUAUUAGAUUUUGAAUUAAGCUUCCUUCUCAACUAGUUCAAAUUUAAUAACCUAUAAUUUUUUUUCAUAUGAUGCAACGUACUAGUUGGUAAUUGCUCCCUGUCCUCUGUUAGAGAAACCUGUAAUGGUAAUUUAGAAGGGAAAAUUGUUCUACAGAAAUCAUCCUACUUCUAGCUGGACAGUUGCAGCAUGCUCCUGUGCAUGCUUGCACUUUCGAAAUUAAGUACACAUACAGUUGGAUGUGCGAGAAAAUGUAGCUGUGGAGGGUUACAUGGCAUAGGAGAGCUAUGUUUCCCCCUUCUCAGGAGGUUAGCUAAUCUAUUUCCUGUUUUGCAUUGGAAAACAUAAAUUCCCUAUUUUGCCUUCCUACCUCACCUUUUUCAGUUCCUACACAAUCAAGAGAAGGGUCUGCUUCUUGACAUGUUUCUCUGUCAUCAUAAAUUGAAAUCAAACCCUUAUGCUGAUUUCUCUUUCCUUAUUUUCUACUUUACAAAAUGUUGUAGUCUUUAUCUGUGAGCUCUGGGAUGGAUAUAGACUUUUUUGUUGGGCCUGUGAGAUUUCUUUGAACGUGUAUUGUUUGCUUUUUGGGCUUUUGGUUUGGGUUGGGUUGGGUUUUUGUUGUUGUUUAGUGAGGAUUUAUUGCAUCAGUCUACAGGGGCUACAGAAAUACUUGUCUUUGGUCUCUAUCUCUAAUACCAACAUGAUAGUUUUCCACGAGAGGGAAUGUCUAUUUUUAAUGCUACUGUCUUCAAUUAAUAAAACGUGCCAUUGCAGUAUCUGUUGUUUGAUUUUUAAUGUUAGCAUUUAUGCUAUGUGAUGAUCUACUAGAGUAUUUGGCUGUAGAAAUGCUGCAACACGUACUCCUUUUCAUGUCAUGAAACAUUUGGGCUGGAAACCAAGCAACAUUCAAGUAUUGUGCUAUGUAAAUAAGAUUAAUAGAAGCUACAGCAUUGUAUUUAUUGCUUACACUAAGAAUGACAUUGAAAAAAUGUGAAGUUAUUUUUUGAUUGUGCUUUGUUUUAAUUUCGUUCAUAUGAAUCAUCAUGCAUUUUAAUUGCUGAAUGAAGUAUUAUUAUGUUUGUGAUCAAUAAAAUAUUACUAUAGUUA
This is a messenger RNA of Neopsephotus bourkii (Bourke's parrot), 5222 nucleotides long. RefSeq names its product calcitonin receptor like receptor (gene CALCRL). The coding region runs from base 258 to 1661 and encodes 467 amino acids. Gene Ontology annotation, molecular function: calcitonin receptor activity; adrenomedullin receptor activity; calcitonin gene-related peptide receptor activity. Gene Ontology annotation, biological process: angiogenesis; adenylate cyclase-activating G protein-coupled receptor signaling pathway; cell surface receptor signaling pathway. The transcript is spliced from 13 exons. NCBI's taxonomy places the organism in Eukaryota, Metazoa, Chordata, Aves, Psittaciformes, Psittacidae. Gene Ontology annotation, cellular component: plasma membrane. The record is from RefSeq and is a predicted model, not a curated record.